Molecule: messenger RNA, 3338 nt
Organism: Pseudo-nitzschia multistriata
Lineage: Eukaryota; Bacillariophyta; Bacillariophyceae; Bacillariales; Bacillariaceae
Source: the annotation of a GenBank genome assembly
AAAACACACGUUUCUUUUGGCACUUCCAUCGGGGACGGCAGCAGCAAACGCGCCUCGCCACCAUUAUUGGUUCGCGGCCUUCUCUUGCAUCGGAACAAGGAGAACAGCAGCAGCAGCCGCUGCGACAAGAGAGAAAAUAAAAGAAAAGAACAGAACAGGACAGCACAACGAACCAGAUGACCACGGAUCCGUCCACCACCAAUUCAUCGGCGUCGACGCCAUCGCCAUCGUCGCCCCUGUCGCAAGGUGCUUCCGGCCGGGCAGAAGCACCCUUGACCGAAAAGGCGCAGCGGUGCGGGCCGCUGAAGGCCUCUCUGUGGCCGGCAAUGGCGGUCCUCCCGGGAACCGCCCUGGCCGCCGUGUCCCUCCUGGCGGUCCGGUCGGGGGGGGCCGCGGAGGCCUACGCCGGGAAGGCGUCCGACCGGAACGGGAUCGCCCUGGUGUCGGUGGCGGCCUGGGCCUAUCUGAUCCGUACGUAGCCCAACGCAACGCGGCGCAGUGCAUCACAGCGAGGGGAUGCCGGACUGUUUGCUUGCUUGUUUGCUUGCUUGCUUGUUCCUCUUGUUGCCCUCUUGUCUCGCCCUUACAAUAUAAUACUCCAUCCUUGUUUCUCGAUGCCUUUUUUGUGCGUCCUUGAACAAAAAACGAAUGCAUCAAACGAAUGCAUCAAACGAAUGCAUCCACGCAACAAAAMAAAACAAAUACAACGCAACAACGCGACGCAACACAAAAACAAAAAACACAACGCAACAACCAAAACCAACAACCGGCAGCCACGUUGUACGCCGAAUAUGCAUGGUUCAGACUGGCCCGGGAACGAAGGCAACACAGAAGGAACAAAAACGACGACGACCGCAACAACCACCGCAAAGAAUCGGACUGCAUUCCGACCAAGGAGGACGACUGCGAAUCCGACUCGGCCCUCGUGGCGGAGCGAACCUCCCUCGAUGCGGUGUGCAUGGAGGGCAAGCCCAGCGGGGCCGAAACCAGCCGCCGCCGUCGUGCGUCCGACCGGUGGUGGUUUUGGGUCGUCCUGGCGGCCGGCCUGGGGAUCUACCUCGGCACCGCCGCCCUGGUCUGCCACUACGCGGAGGGGAUGGACCGGAGGGCCGAGGGCAUCGUGGAGGGGGCCUCGGGGGUGGCGGUGGCGGCGAUCGCCCUGGCCCUGGGGGUCUCCCUCUGCCAGUGGCUCGGAGUGUACGGGGUCCGCAACGCCGGGGGGGCCGGGUGCAGCCCUUUUUCUCGCUGCGGGCUCGCCACCGCCCUGUGGAACAGGGGCCUCCGGUUCUCCUCCCCCCUGUUCUGGUGCCACUCGUACUGCUGCUGCUCCCAGUCCUUUCCGGCCGUGGCCUUUGGGACGGCCGCGGGGGUGCUGGUCGGAACGCUCUGGGCGGGGACGGUGGGGGAGGUCUAUCGGAGGUCGAGCGGAACGGGCUUGGCCUCCGCGGCCGCCCUGGUUUCGGGCGGGCUAACGGCGGUGUCGGCGGCGUGCUUCGGGGCCGGGGCCUACGGGAUGGCGCUGGUGUGGACCGAGGACCCCUCGCAGAUCGGGAACGAGGCCUUCGAAGCCGACCGGGGGAGCCUGCUCUCGGGGAUCGCCCUCUAUUCCUCCCUGGCCUGGGGCCUGGUGGUCUGCGGGGGCCUCCACGGCGGUUGCUCCGCCCUGGCCGCCCGCAAGUGCAAACGCAAAUCCAAACACAAAUCCAGCCACGACGAAAGCAGCGACGACGACUACGACGACUACGCCUGUGAAUGCUUCACCCCGGACCACUUCCGGGAGCGGCUCGUUCUGCCGGAGAAGGGAUUUCUCGCCGGUGGGACAUCCGAACGGCUGCCCCCCCUCGGAUCGACGCAGCGGACCUAUCGCAGCGUGAGGGACGACUCCGACGGGUACCAUAGCGGCAGCAUCGCCGGCGGCUCGAACCACCGAUUGGGCAAGAGCGUGGACCCCGAAGGAAAGAGCGCCGGCAGCGACACGUCCUCCUCCCGGAGCGAGAACGAAAGCGAAAGCGAAAGCGAAAACGACGGUCCACCCGGCGAGGAGGACCGAGGCCCUUCCCGGGGGCCGGUCCGGCCUUCGUGCGGGUGGAGGCUGGGAGCCGCCUGCUUCGGGACCGCCUCCUUCCUCCUGAGCUGCCUGUUUCUCUACCUGACGGUGAUGAACCUCGGGGCGACCUACCAGCAGAACAUCGUCCGCCUCCGCCUCAACGAUUCCUUUGCGAUCCUGUACCCCGACGACUACCACACGGGAGAGAUGUGCGCCUGGAGCGACCGGUCCCCGGAGGGGGAGCUCCGGACCUUUGCAUCGCUGAGAGAGGUCGAGGAGACGAACGGGGCCUUUACGGUGGUCCACUGCGGGGCCUGCGGGGCAUGCAGCAACUGGGAGGACCUCUCGCUCCAGUGGACCACCAGGACCUUUCUGGCCCAGGCCUCCAAGCAAUGGUAAGAACGGAUCGAUGGAUGGGUGGAUAAAUGGACGGGUAGCUAGCUAUAUUGCCACUGUAGAUGGACGACUGGCUUUGUUGCUAGCUUUUUUCGUUCCGAGUCUCACGAAAGUUGCGUUUUUUGAAUCUCUUGGUUGCCUUUGACUUCGGGUGGUCUCGUCGAAUUGCAUUGCGAACCGUGUCGUGUCGUGUCUGUCGUUAUUUCUCAUUGCAAUUGCGUGGUUGCCAACCAGCUGCCGCACAUCGAUCCUGGGGUCGGUCGAGGACGUCCAGGAGUGCAACGAGGAGCUCAUCGGGUUCACGCCGGAGUGUGCCGCCUGCUGGACCACCGACGAGCUCUGUGCCCGGGACAACUGCUUCUGGAUCUUUCUGCAGGCCACCACGACCAACGCCGAGACCGAUUUCCGGGUGGGCGUCGACGACAUUACGGCCGCGAGCUGCGACGAGGCCAUGUGCGGCCCCGACUUUGCCCCCUGCGUUGGGGCCAUCCGGCGGCGGAUGAACAUCAAGAGCGACAUCGAGCGGCCGAUCUCCCAGCGUGAGUGGCACGAACGGGGUUUGGGUGGAAACCCCUUGUGUUUUGUGGUUUGUGCUUUCCACGGGGAUGCUGCUAGCGCAAUGCUGUUGCCUCUUCUGACACGGUUUUUCUCUCGUUUCGUUGCGUUUCAUUUCGUUUCGUUUUCGCUCACUCCAUUGGAUGGCGUUGCGUUUCAGAAUGCACUCCGGUGCAAGAGGAUUGGUCCGCGAUUUUUGAUUGAGGAGGAGAGUAGUAGUGAAUGAAUCCAUUACCUACCAUCGGAGAUUUUUGGUCCAUCGUCUCUGUAUGAACAAUAUCGCUGUCACGCAAAUAAUAGCUAUUACUAGUAGUAGUUGUAAUAAUGCUAGCAGUAACCU